UCUACGAUAGCCUUAUAGCAACGGGCUUUGAAAAUCCCUCAUAUCCAUUCGCAUAGUCGUAUAGCCGCACGUCAGCUAUAAAAAGACCCCAUCUCUGCUGGCAGUUACGCUCAUUCGAUUGCUCAACCAGUUACCCAUACCCACCAAUAUAAUCAAUCGCCAGCUAUCAUGAAGGCCCCCAUUUCCAGUUCCACUCAAGAUGACAUGAAAGUCUAUUACAACGAAACUCUGAAAGGUGGUUUUCGAGGAGCGUUGCUUGCUGCCGCCAUCACUGGAACAUCAUACUUCGUUUUAACUAAGCGUUCACCCACAUUUCGCUCUUUACCCCUCCCUGCGAAAGCAUUUGGCGGAGUAGUCAUCAGUAUUCCUUGUAUGUUCAUCUCUGCCGAGAGAGCUGGUCUGGCGUAUGAGCGGGCACAAUGGUCUGGUGUCGGCCAGAAGGAAAUUGAGCGCAACAUAGAGAGGCAGUCAGAAAGGUGGGGAAAGAUGACACAAAUGGAAAAGGCCAAGAAUUGGGUCGGAAAUCACAAAUACAGUCUUAUCAGUGCCGCUUGGGUCGGGUCCUUAGGUUUAGCUUUCGGCAUCGUCGCCAGAAACCCUUAUCAGACUACAGCUCAGAAGGUAGUGCAAGCCCGUAUGUGGGCUCAAGGCCUCACUGUUGGACUCUUAGUCGGAGGUGCCUUGUUGGCUGGUGCCAAUUCCAAUCCCCCUGACGAGUUUAGUCAAAAGAAAGAAGGUGACCACUCAUGGCGAGACAUCCUCGAACUUGAUGAGCACUUGACUCAAGAGGAGCGUGCCCAGCUACAUGGGAAUGCCGACCCAAAGAAGUUGAAGGAAAUUCAUGAGGCUGCCCUCAAAAGAAAAGCUGCGGUUGGCAAAGUAUAGACUAGUGUGGCCUCCAUGUCCCAUUAUUGGUAUAUUAAGAGGAGGGUGAAAGAGAAGGUAAAAUUAAGUAUGUGUAUUUCGAUCCAGAAUGUACCCAAAUAGCAUGCCAACGACUUCGUCAAUCUCUCCACCUAUGCAACUUGUGUUUUUCAGGG
Cryptococcus deneoformans JEC21 is the source of this 1040-nucleotide messenger RNA. Its product is annotated as mitochondrion protein, putative. The transcript is spliced from 5 exons. Gene Ontology annotation, cellular component: mitochondrial inner membrane. The coding region runs from base 169 to 885 and encodes 238 amino acids. Gene Ontology annotation, biological process: mitochondrial respiratory chain complex IV assembly. Lineage: Eukaryota; Fungi; Basidiomycota; Tremellomycetes; Tremellales; Cryptococcaceae. The record is from RefSeq and is a predicted model, not a curated record.